This is a messenger RNA of Drosophila sechellia, 1204 nucleotides long. Its product is annotated as chymotrypsin-2. The record is from RefSeq and is a predicted model, not a curated record. NCBI's taxonomy places the organism in Eukaryota, Metazoa, Arthropoda, Insecta, Diptera, Drosophilidae. The transcript is spliced from 2 exons. Gene Ontology annotation, molecular function: serine-type endopeptidase activity. The coding region runs from base 27 to 854 and encodes 275 amino acids. Gene Ontology annotation, biological process: proteolysis.
AGUCCAACUUCAGCUGUUCGUUCAAGAUGUCAUACCAAAUCGGAGCGGUCUCUAUACUCGCCCUCGUCCUGUUGGCGUUAUCCUUUUCGGAGGCAAGUCUACGCCGUCGGGCCUUCACCUCAGAAACAUCCGAAGCCGCGAAUAAAUUUAGCUCCCGAAUCAUCGGAGGAGUAGAGUCCGAUGUCCUGGCGGCACCCUAUCUAGUAUCGGUACAAAACGCUUAUGGUAACCACUUUUGUGCUGGCGCCAUCAUCCACGAUCAGUGGAUCCUAACCGCGGCUAGUUGCUUAGCUGGAUUGCAAAAAAACAACGUGAAGGUGGUGACCACCACUUAUAAUAACUGGGGAUCGGCGGGCUGGAUAUACUCCGUGGAGGAUAUCGUCAUGCACUGCAACUUCGACAGCCCCAUGUACCAUAAUGACAUUGCCUUGAUCAAGACACAUACACUAUUCGAUUACGAUGAUGUGACCCAGAAUAUCACAAUCGCUCCGUUGGAGGAUUUGAUAGAUGGUGAAAAGCUAACCAUAUACGGAUACGGCAGCACGGAUAUCGGAGGAGAUUUCUCAUGGGAGCUGCGGCAGUUGGAUGUGACCUAUGUCGCCCCGGAAAAGUGCAAUGCCACCUACGGCGGUACUCCAGAUCUGGAUGUGGGUCAUCUUUGUGCCGUGGGAAAGGUGGGAGCCGGAGCCUGUCAUGGGGAUACCGGAGGACCCAUCGUGGACAGUCGUGGUCGCUUGGUGGGCGUUGGUAACUGGGGCGUUCCCUGCGGCUAUGGAUUCCCCGAUGUUUUCGCCCGCAUUAGCUUUUACUACAGCUGGAUUAUAUCCACGAUUAACGGAUGUGCUAUUUCCUAAUUGCAAGUAGUCAUAUCAAUUAUUUUUGUCCUGGAAAGAUACCUUUAUUCAAUAAAAUACUGUAAAAAUUGUGGUCCGCUUUUCAGUAUCGCCAGACGAAUAUUUUUAUUAUGCCUAUCUUAUUACGGAUGUUCCAAAAGAUACAUUGUCUCCUAAAUUAUGUCAAAGUCCAAAAUCCAGUAUGUGAAACAAUUGAUUAACUUGAAAUCUUGAUAAUCCCUACCUCCAGACGUCUACCAAUUGUUGUAAUUGCGGGUGAUAAGUGAAACGUCAAAACUUCAUUGAAGCCAUAAAAAUCAACUGGUUUUUCAUAAACAAUAUAAUACACUACCAAACCUUGACACACCGAA